GUCAAACCCAGUGUUGACAACCAGCCAGCCAUUAAAAGUUAAAACCCCCAUCAUUCCUUUCCCAGCUGACUGUCUCUCCCCCGAUCCCUGAGGUUUCAAUUCUCCGGUGCGCACACCCCUUACCCUCCCCAGGCCAUCAUCUUCACAAACACACUGUGAUAUCUUUGCUCCCCUCCGGUAAUCGAAUUCCUCCCCUCCUCCGCUCUUAAGACUUUAUACGCACUUGUCCCCCUCACAAAUCUGGUCUUCAAGGGCAUACAAUCUUCCACUCCAAGACAUCUAAAGACAUCUUCGGAAAUUAGAAAAGUCUGGAAACACAGUUCUCCAAGAAACUCCACCCGCUCGCUAGCUCGCUCGAUCACAUCAGUCUAUUUUACCCUCUCAGUAAUAUAGAUAUAGUGGUCGCGAUUGAGACCCUAUCAAUCAAAUGUUCAAUUCAUUAUUCAUGUGAUCGCUUACAUCCUCGCACAAACCUUAUUAGCUGUUGUUCUUGGCAAAGUUGCUUUGCUGCAGAACUUCGCCCACAUAAUGGCUAACCCAUCGAACCGCCUCGAUGUGUUUAAAUUUGAUGAAGAAGAUGAGCAUCCACCUAUUCUGGCACGAACUCGCAUUUGCUCAACAUCAUUAGCACCCCUAGCACUAAACAAGAACAAAGUCAUCGAAAAUGAAUAUUGCAACAUGGAAAGAAUGCCUGCGUUAGAUGGUGAGAAACAAAUUAAUUCAAUGGAUCAAGAACUACUGCAUCGUGUAAGACCCAAUGCAUUGUCUGGAACACUUUGUACCCAGCUGGAAAGCAGUUCAAGCCCUGGAACAGAUUCUCCAGAUGAGAACCAGCAUGUGUCAAGAGAAUCUGAAUCGAACGACGGCUCCGUCGAUGCAGUUUCAGACACGAUUGAGAGCAUGAGCGCAAGUAUACCAACAUCAUUUGCCAGCCCAGCUAACCAUGAUGUAUAUGAAAGUCCAACAGAAAAUCACUACAAUCACUGGGAAAUGGGUGAAAACAUGUCCAUUGUGUUUAAUCCUGAUUUAGUCUAUUAUGGGGAAGCCUACUAUACAGACUGUGUGGUGAGCUUUUGUAACAGUGGCAUUGAAGUUGGAGGUUCAUCUGUAUCUGGGAACUCGGGGACUUUUAGCACUCAAUUUUCAAUCGAUGACAUCAACCAGAUUCAGCUAGAGUAUUUUACAAGUGCUGAUGCUGGCCAGUUCAGGAUUCAUGUUAUUUCAAGAUGUCCAGAACAAUCUGAAACUGUUCAUGAAACUUCAGAAGUUAAGGAGUUGCAGUUCUAUGUUCACGAUUCUGACCUUGUUGGAAAAUGUGAAGCAAUAACAUCUUUGAAUGAGUAUAAGGCUGUUUGGUAUUCCAACUCUGUGGUGGGUGAUCGUUGGAAGGGCAUGGCAGAUGACCAGUUCAAACCAUCUGUUAAAAAGUACUUUCCCAGUUGUGAUGAGCCAUUUGAAGAGGUUAUAUAUCCUAAAGGAGAUUCUGACGCUGUUUCAAUUAGUAAGAGGGACUUUGAUCUUCUCCAACCAGAUACAUUUGUCAAUGACACAAUUAUUGACUUUUACAUUAUGUAUUUAAAGACCAAAAUUCAGCCUGAGAGAAAGCACAAAUACCACUUCUUCAACAGUUUCUUCUUUAGGAAGUUGGCUGACUUGGACAAAGAUCCAUCUAAUGCCUUUGAUGGCCGGGCAGCUUUUCUACGUGUUCGAAAAUGGACAAGGAAAGUGAACUUAUUUGAAAAGGAUUUCGUGUUCAUUCCAGUAAAUUACAAUUUACAUUGGAGUCUAAUAGUUAUUUGUCAUCCUGGUGAAGCGGCAAAUUUGGAAGAUGAUAAUAUUGGGAAGUUGUCCAGAGUACCUUGCAUAUUGCACAUGGAUUCCUUGCGAGGGAGUCAUACCGGCCUCAAAGAUCUAUUCCAAAGUUACCUAUGGGAAGAAUGGAAAGAGAGGCUAAAGGAAUUCUGUGAAGACAUCUCCCCAAAAUUUCUAAAUUUGAGAUUUGCUUCCCUUGAGCUGCCACAGCAGCAAAAUCUUUGUGACUGUGGCCUCUUCUUACUACAUUAUGUGGAGUGCUUCUUGGAGGAAGAUCCUGCUGUUAUUAAUCCAUUCAGUAUAACAAAGAGCAGUCAUUUUCUAGGCAGGGACUGGUUUCACCCUAAUGAGCCUUCUUGCAAGCGGGGUUUUAUCCAGCGGUUGAUCUACGACCUCCUCCAGAGUAAUAGUGGUGAACCUUCCGGUGAGGUCGAAACCUACACACCGUUUAACCCUCUGGAGAGAGAAAAUCACCAUAACCAAAAUGAUAUAGAAUUCUCAUCUCAUCCAUUUGAUGGUUCAAAAAAUUAUCAAGAGGAGGUACUGUGCGAUCUAACAAAUCAAGGUGUUGAGAUCAACCCACUCUCUUCCUCGUUGUUUUCACUGAAGGAUGAACAAUGUGAAAGCAGUUCACGCUUUCAUGGAACAGAAUCUAAUUUGCAGGCACAAAUUGAUAUGCACUUUGGUAGUUCACGGUCUUUCGAUGAGGUCAAAAACCCGUUGUCUUCAAUUGAGGAAGACGUAGAAGGCACUGGAGAAUUUGUGUACCCCCCAGCCUCCAAUGAAGCUGGAUUUGGAGAUGUUGGAGAAGCAGUGGAUGCUUCUGAAGAAGCAUUUGAGUUUCCUUAUGUCUGCAGGGAUGAAAACGAUGAUGUCACACCAGCAACUUCUUGGAAGCAAAGGAUUUCAUCAAAUGCCUAUGAGCAAAAUGAAUGUGAAGUGACAGUUGAUGGAAAGUGCGAAUCUGAUGAAGUGGAGAAGAGUUCAGAUGAGGACGUUGAUAAGCCAGCAGCAUCCGUCGCAGCAGAAGAUACCACCAAAUGCUUUAUCGAUUCCUUCCCAUCUGCUUCUUCGCAUACAAUGUUAGACAUAACAGAACAACAGUCUGUUGCUUCUUAUGUUCCAGCAUCUCAUCAUGAUGUCCCAAACAGGGAAGAAAAAUCGUUGACCGAGAACUUAUCUGUUCUGGUUGACUUUGCCAUUGUUGAUGAUAAUGAUACAGCGCAAUAUGCCGCAAAAAAGAUUCGGCUUAUGAGUCCUGCUGAAAGGGAGGUUGAGCUCAAAGCCCUCUCUGAAGAUUUGCAUCUGUGAUAUCAUGUCCUGUUGGUGAUCCAAUCGUUCAUUAUUUUUUGUCAUAGAUCAUACUUCUCGUGUUAGUCGGUGUGAUUAUGCAUAUACUCACGCGUAUGCCUGUGGGAUGCUAUUUUGUACGGAAUACUGUUUAUCCAAAUCUUAAUCUCAAAUCGUCCAAGUUGAAUUCACCUUAACAUGUUGACAUUUUUAUAGAGGAACCAGCAUUAGUG
Cuscuta epithymum is the source of this 3335-nucleotide messenger RNA. The record is from the annotation of a GenBank genome assembly. NCBI's taxonomy places the organism in Eukaryota, Viridiplantae, Streptophyta, Magnoliopsida, Solanales, Convolvulaceae.